AUGCCUCGUAGCUUCGAAACUGCUAGGCCAUGCGAGAAUUCUGAUCAAAACGGCUCACGAGAGCGCUCUGUAAUCUCUGCUCCAUCGGCUCAGCUGCCGCCAACUCCUUUAGGUCACAAGGUCAAAUGCACUGAGAAGAUGGCCUCUUGGAUACCAUCUUCUCCACACGCUCAUGAGGAGCAGAGAUCACGAACACCAUCCAAGGAACUGUAUGAACGGGAGAAAAAUCGACUUUUACGGCAGCCGGACUGGGCAGGUCUACGCUUCUCGAACCCAGUUAAAAUUAGCUUUACAACUCCGGACGACAAAUACAAGAUAGGUAAGCGCUGUAGAACUGUCAAGAUCAGGUCUGUUGCACAGCUGCCUAUGUCACUUCCGCAGCAAUUUUGUUUCAGAGAAAAGGAGGGUUUCUUGCACGGGGCUCUGCAGAAGAGCUCUACAGACAUUAGCGUCAAGAUGGGCGGCGAACUUGAAGAAAUCCAAGGGAAUGCGGUUGCGCAGCAACAUAGCUCAUCUAAUAGUUGUGUUGAGGGCAGUACUAGUUCCUCUGAGCCCAUGCUUUUAGAUGAAGAAUCUGGCCGCUCCAGUUCUGCAGAUAGGAGGACACAAUCUGACACCAUUGCGAAGACGUGCAGUAUCAUUGACCAACAUAAACAAUUGGAUGAAAUUGGGUAUGCCACAGGCAACAUCCACAGAUCGAAGGGAGACAAGCAUAAAAAUCACUUUCUAUCCUGCCUCGAGCCACUUCCUUCUCAGUGCAGCCAUAGCGGAAAUGUAGAAGGAGGCAUCUCAAGCAGUGCCAAAUUAUGCUACGAGUCAAAAAUGCUUUCAGCUCCUCCACAUCUGCGGUCUUGUUUUAGGAGCGUCAGUAGGACGCAGGCUUUCAUCGACAAUCCACAUGGACGUGACGACUUGAUCGCGCUUGAGAACUCUAGAAAAGAGCGAUUGCCAACUGGAAGCUCUCUUUUCCAACUACGCCAUCACGAAAAAAAUCUUUCGGAUGAUACGAAUUUGCAGACCACAGUUGAUAGGACCGAUGACGAUUAUGACAACAUGCAAUCCAUACAAGACAGCGACACUGGGAAUGAUCAUGUCCCAAGAUCGCUCGCGAUCAAGGGCGAAUGCUCAGAGGAUCCGGAAAAUUGUUUGGCAGAGGGGGUAAACUUUUCGAGGUCAUUGGCGACACCAUCGAUAAACGAAGAAAACGACAACGAAUCCAUCACCUUGCCAACAGUGGUAAGACACAGCAUUAAAAAACCUGAGAGCCAUGGAGCUCCAUAUCAAAACGACAACUGUGCGUUUGUUGUAGGCGAACGUAGUCAAGAUACAGCCUUUGAGUUACCUUAUCAAUUCACACAGGGAUCAGAAUCUGAGUCGAUUAAACUCGAGUGGAUUAACAAUGACCCAGCCAUGCUCUGGAAGCGUUUCAUCUUCUACAGCAGCUCAGACAAUUGA
This is a messenger RNA of Verruconis gallopava, 1455 nucleotides long. RefSeq lists its product as uncharacterized. Bases 1 to 1455 code for a protein of 484 amino acids. Lineage: Eukaryota; Fungi; Ascomycota; Dothideomycetes; Venturiales; Sympoventuriaceae. The transcript is spliced from 3 exons. The record is from RefSeq and is a predicted model, not a curated record.